AUGCUAUGGGCCUACUCAGAGUUUGUCCUGACCUACCUGGAGGAGCUAAAUGUAGGAGUGGAGGUGACCCAGACAGAGAAGCACAGUCACCACAGGGCCUGGUCUACAGAAUGUCAGGAGACAGAGGAUCCAGGAUACAACGUCAGUGACACCAAUCAAAACUAUGUUCCAAGACCCAUAGACACCCAGUCAAUGCCACCAGGAGCCCUAAGGGAGAGCAACCAGCUGACAGUGGCACCGGUGAGGAAACUAGAAGACAAACACCCCAAGGCUUCAGCUCAAAGGUAGGCCACUGACAGAACUGAUAGUUAUUGUUCAAUGACAUUAGAUGUUUUCCUUCAGUUUCAUGUAAGAUUGAU
This is a messenger RNA of Polyodon spathula (Mississippi paddlefish), 359 nucleotides long. Its product is annotated as doublecortin domain-containing protein 1-like. Bases 1 to 288 code for a protein of 95 amino acids. Gene Ontology annotation, molecular function: microtubule binding. The transcript is spliced from 3 exons. Gene Ontology annotation, biological process: regulation of mitotic cytokinesis. The record is from RefSeq and is a predicted model, not a curated record. NCBI's taxonomy places the organism in Eukaryota, Metazoa, Chordata, Actinopteri, Acipenseriformes, Polyodontidae.